ACUUCCCCUCUGCCUGCCGCUCCUCCUUACUACCAACUUCCUCCAGCGAUUUCCAUUUUCCGGUUGAUUCGCCCGCUGUCCCCGCAAACGGAGAUCGAAAUCCCGAGAUGGAGGAACCUGCGAGACUUGCUUCAGAUCCUAAGAAACUAUUCAGCAGGAUCGUGGAUGGUAUCCUGGCAGUGGCAGAACAAAUCCCUAUAGAAUCUACUGCUGGGUGGGCUAACCUCGCGAAUGUAGAAAGAUGGGAGAAGGAAGUUCAGUGGAUAACAUUGAUGUGGCAGAGUCGGCUAAAUGGGAUACUAGGGGAUCAAAUGGGCUCUCAAGGAAUGAUCCCAGCACUUUCGUUUCUUGCUGAUCUCAAACGGAAUGGUCAGCAUGGUCCGUACAUGAUAGUUACUUCUAUGGAUCACAAUGGUGUUUUGUCCUGGUCGAAUUUUAUAAGGGAGCAUUCAAAUAUGAAGGAAAUGGUUUAUCUUGGAAACCGAUCGUGUCGGGCAAGGUUGAGGAAAGAGUUUGGGCCCAAAACUGUUGGCCCUGAUUUCCCCAUCAUAGUGACUACAUAUAACAUGGUCCUGGUAGAACAAAAAUGGCUAGCAAAGUGUGAGUGGAAAUACGUUAUUGUGGACGAGGGUCAUGAACUGAAGAAAUGGGAACGUGAAAUGUUGGAGGAGGUAAAGCGCCAGCCAAUGGGUCCAAUGGGUCAUAAGCUCCUUUUGAUGAGGGAACCUUUUCAAAAUAACCUAGCUGAGCUGUGGUCACUAUUGAACUUUGCUCUGCCUGAUGCGUUCUCAUCUCGUGAGGGAUUUGAUUCAUGGUUUGAUAAAUCUGGGAAAGAAGUUGAGGAACAACAAACUGAAGAGGAAAGAAGGACCCUUCUUUCAAAGCUAAAUGCCAUUUUGCGCCCAUUCCUUCUACGGGGCAUGGAGCGGGACGUAGUAAAGAAGACUAAAGUUGUCCAGAACUCGGAUGCAAUUAGUGUUACAUGCUCAAAUGACCAUGCAGCAACAAAAGGCGCAAGGACUGAUGCUGGGAGUUGUCAAGAGGUAGCAGCAAGAGUUGUUGGUGUUACUGGUGAUGAAGUGGGCCUGGAAGUGGAAGCUAAUAAGGCUCUUAAGAGGCCACGAACAAAUGAUGUAUCUAUCUCCCUGGUCAGCGAAAGAAAUCCGACUGUGCGUGUGCAAAUGGCGAAGUCAUCUUCCUCUGAAUCAAUCUUCAAGGCACUCAAAGAGAUACCUUACUUGGCCCGUACUGAUAUUCUGAGAGCCUACAGUUGUCUUAUCCGUGAUGAUCGCCUAUUGGAAUCUCUUAUGGCGCUCCCAAUGGACAUGAGAAAGGAUUGGCUGCUCAUGGAGAUUGGAAGCAAGUAGUACUUUGUUCCAUACAUUGCUCCAGCAGUUUGAAUGUACUUGCAUGUUUAAUUAGAUGUUGAACCGUGGACUAGGUAAACUUUUGAAGUCAUGCUCCUGAUGCUCCCCUCCCAAGUAGUGGUAACUAGUCUCGCUAAUGUUGGAACGAUGUCUGCCAUGGACCAGGUGCCAUGUAUGUAUACAUGGAGUUAUUAUCGUGUCGCCCUUAACAUUUUAACUAGUAUGAAGUCUGCUUAUGUCUC
Triticum dicoccoides is the source of this 1609-nucleotide messenger RNA. RefSeq names its product ATP-dependent DNA helicase DDM1-like. NCBI's taxonomy places the organism in Eukaryota, Viridiplantae, Streptophyta, Magnoliopsida, Poales, Poaceae. The transcript has 5 exons. Gene Ontology annotation, molecular function: ATP binding. The record is from RefSeq and is a predicted model, not a curated record. Bases 108 to 1367 code for a protein of 419 amino acids.